AUGGAUAAAUGGCUUAAAAAAGUUGUGCCUGACACUCAAUCUACUCAAUUGAUUAUAAAAGUAAUAGAAAACAUUGAUGAACCGAAACCUUUGUUGAGUUUGAUUACUGCUGAUUCAAAGUACAAAAAUUGGCUUACUACCAAAAUGAACAUAAAACAAAAAGAAAUAGCUUAUUGUAGUGUUUGCAGUUCUUUUUUGAGUCCUCACCUUACUGAAAUUAAGAGACACGGACAAUCCGCCAAACAUAUUGUAAAUUCUAAUCAAGUGGUGCUACAAAAUUCUGUUAAUAAAAUUUUUAAAAUAUCAUCAUUGACCGAAAAAACUAGAAUUGCUGAAUUGAAACUUACUGCCCUUUUUGCUAAAAAUAAUUUACCCUUUUCUUUGUCUGACACACUUACCCCUCUACUGAGUACAAUAUUUUCUGAUUCUAAAAUUGCCAUAAAAUUGACUCUAAAGAGAACUAAAGCAACGGCAGUUAUGAAAAAUGUUUUAGGAAAUAAUUUUUUAAAUGAGCUGUGUGAUAAACUUAAACAACCUGGUACUUUUUACUCACUAAUAAUGGAUGAAACUAUAGAUAUUUCUGAAGUCAAACAGUGUGCGGUUGUCAUAAUAUAUUUUCAUACAAAAACUAUGACUGUAAAAACUCAAUUCUUGGAUAUGGUUGAAACAUUUUCAAGAACAGCCGACGAUCUAACGGACACUCUUUUGAAGUGUGCUUCAGAUAAAGAUUUAGAGAAAAAUAUGAUGGUUGGAUUUUCUUCAGACACAACUAAUGCCAUGGCCGGACAAUUUCACUCUGUUUUUACAAACUUGAAAAGUGCUGUUCCAGGUAUUGCUUGUAUUAAGUGUUCUUGUCACAUGAUUCAUCUUUCUGCAUCCAAGGCUUGUCUAAAACUACCACGUUCAAUUGAAGAUUUAUUGCGCAAUGUGGGAUCUCAUUUUAGUAGGAGUCAUUCACGUCAAACCAAAUACAAAGCCUUUUAG
This is a messenger RNA of Sipha flava (yellow sugarcane aphid), 984 nucleotides long. RefSeq lists its product as uncharacterized. Bases 1 to 984 code for a protein of 327 amino acids. Lineage: Eukaryota; Metazoa; Arthropoda; Insecta; Hemiptera; Aphididae. The record is from RefSeq and is a predicted model, not a curated record. The transcript has 3 exons.